UCAUCAAACAUCCUCAGCCCUCAAAUACAAUGGUUAUGGAACAAUAUUAUUUCUCUCCCAUAAUGAUCCUCCUCCUGGCUUUUCUUUCCUUUCUGGCAAGCUGUUUCUUGGUACUCUUCUACAGGCACAGAACCCAGUUCGCCGGCAACAACCUUCCUCCCGGUAAUGUUGGCUACUCUGUGAUAGGCGAGAGCUACGAGUUCGUCUCUUCGGGCCAGAAAGGCCACCCCGAGAAGUUCAUCUUAGACCGGGUGAACAAGUACUCCUCCCAAGUCUUCAAGACCUCCUUUAUAGGGGAGAGAACUGUCUUCUUCUGUGGUGCCGCUUGCAACAAGUUCUUGUUCUCCAAUGAGAGUAAGCUUGUCAAGGUCUGGUUUCCGAGCUGUGUAGACAAGAUUUUCCCUUCUACCACCGGAAACGCCGCAGAGGAGGCCGCGAAGGUGAGAAAGAUGCUACACAAAUUCGUGAAGCUCGACGGUCUGCAACGAUAUUUCGGAACCAUUGACCAGUGCACCCAAUCCCACUUUGCAGAUAGCUGGGAAAACCAAAAGGAAGUUCAUGCCUUUGAACUCGUCAAGAAGUACACCUUCAAGCUUGCUGCGCGAUUGUUUGUUAGCCUUGAAGAUCAAGCGGACAUAGAAAAACUCAGCAAACCGUUUCAUGUAGUGAAUGCCGGAAUCACAUCGAUGCCCAUCGACUUUCCUGGAACCCCGUUUAAUAAAGCCAUCAAGGCUGCUAACUUGAUUAGGAAGGAUUUGUACAGCAUGAUCAAGCAGAGGAAGGUGGAUUUAGCAGAGGGCAUUGCAUCCCCCACACAAGAUAUGUUAUCACACGUUCUUCUAACCUGUGAUGAAGAUGGAACAUAUUUGAAGGAAUCCGAUAUCGCCGAUAAGAUUCUCGGUAUGUUGGUUGCCGGCUAUGACACACUUAGUGCUGAAUUGACUUUCAUUGUCAAGUAUCUUGGCGAGCUUCCUCAUAUCUAUAAUGCAGUCUACAGAGAGCAAAUGGAGAUUGUAAAUUCAAAAGCCCCAGGGGAGCCGUUGAAGUGUGAAGACCUUCAGAAGAUGAAGUACUCAUGGAAUGUAGCUCAAGAAGUGAUGAGGGUAGCACCACCGGUUCAGGGUGCCUUCAGGGAAGCUUUAACCGAUUUUGCAUACAAUGGAUUCACCAUUCCAAAGGGCUGGAAGUUGUAUUGGAGCGCAAACUCGACACACAAAAGUGCCGAUUGUUUUCCUGAACCGGAGAAAUUUGACCCGUCAAGAUUCGAGGGAAAGGGACCGGCACCUUACACCUUUCUUCCGUUCGGCGGAGGUCCGAGAAUGUGUCCCGGAAAUGAGUACACUCGGGUGGUGACAUUGGUGUUCAUGCACCACUUAGUUACAAGGUUCAAGUGGGAGAAUGUUUUUCCCGAUGAGAAGACCACUGUUGCUCCUUUCCCUACCCCUUCCAAGGGACUUCCCAUCCGCCUUUAUUAUCAUCCACGAUGAUGGAGCAGCUCAGCGUACCAUAAGCUACAAUAUGGUGAAAGAAUGUUACGUUUUCAUAUGGUCUGCAGAAAUUGCUUCUUAUAUUUGGUAUGAAUGGUUUGAGAAGUUUCCGUUUUCUCUAGGGUUAUAAUCAGGACAAU
Molecule: messenger RNA, 1627 nt
Organism: Argentina anserina (silverweed cinquefoil)
Lineage: Eukaryota; Viridiplantae; Streptophyta; Magnoliopsida; Rosales; Rosaceae
Product: beta-amyrin 28-monooxygenase-like
Exons: 3
Coding region: 30-1487 (485 amino acids)
Biological process (GO): sterol metabolic process
Molecular function (GO): monooxygenase activity; iron ion binding; heme binding
Source: RefSeq, a predicted model, not a curated record